AACUCACUAAUCAAAGUAAAGUACUCCAAGUAAUUAUUUUUAGCGUGUGAAAAAUGAUUCGAAAAAAUGGUGUUGUGCCAUUCCUAGUUGCACUUUUUGUCCUAGUUUGUACUGCUGAGGGUCGUAACUUGCUGGAGAGUAUUGUUGAAGAUGAUAAUCCGACUGGAACUAAAUGGGCUGUGUUGGUAGCUGGAUCAAAUGAGUGGGAUAAUUACAGACACCAGGCGGAUGUAUGUCAUGCAUAUCAACUACUGAAGAAAGGAGGUCUAAAAGAUGAAAACAUCAUCGUAUUCAUGUACGACGAUAUUGCUUAUAAUAAAAACAACCCCAGACCUGGAAUUAUCAUCAAUAGCCCCCACGGCCAUGAUGUUUAUAAAGGAGUACCCAAGGAUUACACAGGAAAAGAUUGUAAUGCUGACAAUUUUUUCGCUGUUAUCCUUGGAAAUAAGAGUGCUCUCACUGGGGGCAGUGGGAAGGUUGUGGAAAAUGGUCCAAAUGAUUAUAUCUUUAUCUACUACGCUGAUCAUGGUGCUCCUGGCCUUAUUGGUAUGCCUAGUGGAGAUGUUGUCUAUGCCGACGAUCUGAACAGAGUCCUGAUUAAAAAACACACUUUUGGAACAUAUUCAAAAUUGGUAUUUUACAUGGAAGCUUGUGAAUCUGGAAGUAUGUUUGAUGGUUUACUCCCGAAAGGUUUAAACAUAUACGUAACAGCAGCAUCAAAGCCUGAUGAGAGCAGUUGGGCUACCUACUGUAUUCGUUUAGGUGAUGAAGAUCAAUGCUUAGGAGACUUGUACAGUGUUUCUUGGUUGGAGGAUAGUGAUUUGCACGAUCGGCAAGUUGAAACUUUGGAGAAGCAGUAUCAGCUGGUUCGUAAGAGAACUCUAAACAAUGGUACAGAAGAAGGCUCCCAUGUCAUGCAAUAUGGUGAUUUACAUAUUAGUGAGGAUCCUCUUUUCAGAUAUAUGGGUUCUAAUUCUGCAAAAAAUAGUUAUAAUACUUCUAACAACGACGAGUCAUGGCUACCCUCAAGGACUGUUAACCAGCGCGAUGUUCAUCUCAUGCAUUUAUGGUCUAAGUUCCGGUCUGCGCCUGAAGGCUCUGCUAGAAAAGCUGAAGCUCAUCGGCAACUAAGUGAAGCCUUAUCACAGAGAGAAGAUGUAGAUAACAGUGUGAGACAUAUUGGAGAAGUUCUGUUUGGAGUUGAGAAAAGUCACAAGUUGCUGAACACUGUUCGACCUGCUGGACAACCCCUUGUUGAUGAUUGGGACUGCCUUAAAUCCUUUGUCAAGAUAUUUGAGUCACAAUGUGGAACGUUAACUCCCUACGGAAGGAAACACGUUCGUGGCUUUGCUAACUUGUGCAAUGCUGGAAUUCGAAGGGAGCAAAUGGCUGCAGCAGCUAAACAAGCAUGUCCUCCUUAAUUAGGGAAUUACUUAAUUACUGAUGUAUUAUUAAGCAGCUUAAUAAUGUUAUGAACAAGCUAUAAGUCAUGGUUUGCUUCUCUGCUACAAUUAUAUAAUGAUUGUCGCUUCAUGGGAAUAUACAUAUAGCUCAUCUUAUAUGAAAAUUUGUAGCUUAAUUAUGAAAUGCUAUGAAAUUAUACGUAUUUGGUUGAGAAUUU
Nicotiana tabacum (common tobacco) is the source of this 1621-nucleotide messenger RNA. NCBI's taxonomy places the organism in Eukaryota, Viridiplantae, Streptophyta, Magnoliopsida, Solanales, Solanaceae. The record is from RefSeq and is a predicted model, not a curated record.